Molecule: messenger RNA, 1188 nt
Organism: Lathyrus oleraceus (garden pea)
Lineage: Eukaryota; Viridiplantae; Streptophyta; Magnoliopsida; Fabales; Fabaceae
Exons: 4
Coding region: 1-1188 (395 amino acids)
Source: RefSeq, a predicted model, not a curated record
AUGAUCAACCUGGAGGAUGUGGUCUUGGAUGUUGCUCCCUUAUCCAUAAUUCAUCCAUCCUCUCAGAAGAAAGCUACGCCUUUCGUAUGUAAAAAUGUCAAGACUUAUGGUAAGUCUUUUGAACCUAUAAUCCCCAGUAAAGAUAAAACUGUUGUUGAAGAAGAAUCUAGGUCUAAAGGGUCUGAGAUGAGAAACCCUAUUAUGAAUGUUGACGGAACUGAGAAUCCAACGGAAGCGGGAAGAAGAGCCGUUGAUAAGGAACUUAGGAAGUUUAUUACAUCUGUUUUAAAGGAAGUAAACUCAUAUAUUUUGUCAGAUGUUCAGAAAUCUUUGGCAAAAGAAACUAGACCUGACAAUGAGUCUAGUGAAAAAGUUGAGGAAAGUGUUCCUGAACAUGAUGCUCUUGAAAGAAGGAGUAAGAAGAAGGAAGAUGGUAUUGUAACUCCCGGUAUAACCAAGAGACUGCAAAGACGUAAAGGAAGGGUAGUGUUGUUUGAAGAUUCUCCCUCCUGGGAAAUGAAAAGAAAAUCUGUUGGUUUGAAAGGCACUCCUUCUAGAAGCUCCAUAGGAAAAUCUCAUGUUGAAAAGGAUGUCCAAGACAUCACACCUGUAAAAAGAUCUGCUUACAAGAAGCCUCAUGUUGCUAUGCCCGAGGCUCCACCAAACAGUGUUUCUUUACACUAUGUAAAGAAUGUUGAAAGGUGGAAGUAUGUCAUCCAGAGGAACGUGGCAUUGGAAAGAGAAUUGGGUAAGGAUGCCCUUAAAUGUAAGGAGGUCGUAAAACUUAUAGAAACUAUUGGGUUGAUGAAGACUGUCACACAAUUUGGCCAUUGCCAUGAAAGCUUAAUAAAGGAGUUUAUGUUGACUAUUCUUGGUGGAUGUGAUGAUGUGAAAAGUGUUGACUAUGGAAAAGUGUAUGUCAGAGGCAAUGUCGUGACAUUCUCUCCAACUGUGAUCAAUAAAUUUUUGGGAAGAACAGAAGAACCUCAGGCUGAGCUAGAGGUCAUAAAUGACCAAGUGUGCAAAGAGAUAACUGCCAAACAGGUACCUGGCCCUGCCACUUCCAAGAAGAGUGUUAUUGCUCAACUGAAAAAGACUUAUAAAGAGUUGGAGGAUUCCAUCAGGUAUAACACUGCAACGAAGAUCAAACUUGAUGGCUAUGAUGGCAGAAGAGAAGAAGGAAGCUGA